UGAGCAACUCGGGUGUGCGGGGCUGCCAGGCCAGCAGACGCCGCAACAUGGCGAGUGAAAACAAAGCAGGCAAGAAUGACACGGUGGGCCUAUUUCUUCAGGCUAUGGUGGACCGUGAGCCUGGAAAGAGGAAGGUGAAGCCCUCCAAAGCAGCACUGGUGGACCUGGCUGAGCUGGACCUCGGCGAGAGUUCUGAUGACAGUGACUUUAAUGUUGACGAAGCCAAGCUCAAUGAUGAUGAUGAUAUUUCCAUCAAUAGUGAUCCAGAUGCCCCAGAUGAUGACGAUGACGAUGAUGGUGAUGAUGAUGUAGAUGAGGAGGGAGAAAGUGAAGAAGAAGCAGAGGUGACAUAUGCUGCUCCAGAGAAGAAUCUUACAGUGACUCAGCUUCUGGAGCAAGCCAAGAAGAAACAGGCCCUCGAGGCAGAGAAGGGAUUUGAGCGUCCUAAGAUACUUGUUUGCUCAGUGUGUUUGGGGGACCAUUCAGAUGACCUCAAUGAAAUAGUGACUUGUGAUGGAUGCAGUGUGUCUGUGCAUGAGGGCUGCUAUGGCAUCAGUGAUUCAGUAUCUGUCUCCAGCACUGUGUCUUCAUGCUCCACAGAGCCAUGGUUCUGUGAUGCAUGUAAGGCAGGUGUUGUUGAUCCUCCCUGUGAGCUGUGUCCAAAUCUAGGCUACACAAUUUUCAAAGAAACAGAAAUGGGAAGAUGGGUCCAUUUGGUUUGUGCCUUAUACAUUCCAGGAGUUGCAUUCAGUGAGGUUGAUAAGCUGUCCUUUCCUACAUUGUUUGAGAUGCCAUACAGCAAGUGGGGUGCCAAGACCUGCACACUUUGUGAGGAUGAGCGCUACUCUCGCACUGGUGUUUGUAUUGGUUGUGAUGCUGGCAUGUGCAGAGGCUACUUUCAUGUUACCUGUGCCCAGCGAGAAGGCUUGCUGUCAGAGGUGAACCAUGGGGAGGCUGACCAAGCAGAUCCUUAUUAUGCCCAUUGUAAGCUUCACACUGACCGGGAGCUUAUCAGACGAAGAAAACGAAACUGGCUUGCCCUGCAACUUCACAUGAAACAGGGAGAGGCAGAUAAGUCUGGAUCAAGCCAGGAAACUCAAGACAGAAUUCAGCGCAAAUUAGGUCGCUACAGAGAUAAAUAUCUCUUCAACAAAAACAACAGACCCACACCAUGGUAUCCUACUCAGAAGAUGCCAAGAGCUCUUUCCACUUCGGCAUCCCUUUUUCGGUCACUGCUUCAUAAAACAGAACUGAUGGGCUUAAGUACAGAAUCUCAACCCCUACACUCUACUAGUGUUGGGGACAUAAGAAAGAAGUGGCAUAUUCCUCCAGCCUUCAAUGUUGAAUUCAUAAGUUACUACUUGGAUCGGACCAAUCGAUUAACAGAAAUGAAGGAUCGCUUGGAUCGUCUACUUACAGAAAAUUCUCAAUUGAUUGAAGAGGAGACACAGCUCAGGAUUAAAUGUAAUCAGAUGGAAUCUGAAUGUGAAAAUUUCAAGUCAGAGAAUGAUGUACUUCUUAAUAAGGCCUUAGAGCUCCAUGAUCUUCUCAAGGGUUUGGCAGGACGUCCUUUGCCAUUACCUCCUGUAGUUGCAGCAUUACACAAUCCCCCAAGCCCCCCACUGCCAACAAGACCACUCCCAAAAGGCAGUUUGCGAGGACCAAUUAUCACAAAGGCAGCUGCCAAGAUGAUGACAGACCAUGCCCCUCCUGUUGGAGGUGAGUAUUGGUCCCAGAGGCUGCAAGAAAUGGGAACAAACAGCUUAACCCUGAAUAGAUGUCGGGUGUGUCAGCUAACAAAGGAGCAGCAUUUACUGAUUGAAUGUGACACCUGUGGCCAUUACUAUCAUUUAUCAUGCUUGGAUCCUCCCCUUACACGCAUGCCAAAGAAAACAAAACAGAUGGGAUGGCAGUGUUCAGACUGCUGCAAGUCUUCCGACUCUGAUAAGGCUCCAGAAGUGGACACAGCGGCACCGCGUAGACUCCGCAGAAAUAUCAAAGAACCUGCCAAGUUCUCACCUUCUCUUGCUUCUGAAACAAAAGGAAUUGAAGGUGGAGAGAAAAGCCAAAUUGGGAGUUCAGUAUCAACAACUGUAACUUGCACAAGUGUGACCCCAAAUACAGAUGAUAAGCCUCCAAUACAUUUGUACCAUCCUGGAGUAGCCUCGGUUGCUGGACCUCCAGAAGAAUCUUCAGAGGCUGCAAAUAUUGGUGGGAAGAGGAGGAGAAGUUCUGAUGGUAAGAAAGCAGCAACAAAAAAACAAAAGAAAUCACCAGGGGAUAUAGAACACAGUUCAUCCGAAACAGUUCCUGUGAGUACAAUGGCUGAUCCCAUUCCUGCCAAUAAGAUGUCACCAACAACUGCAACUGCUCGGGGCAAAAAGGGUCCUCAAGACAUGCCAGGCCAGGAUGCCCUUCAGACUAGCCAACUGGAAACCAGGUCAUCUCGAGGUAGAAAAGUCCAUCCUGAACCACCAUCUCCUGUAGUAUCAGUGCAUUGUACUAUGUCCACUGCAGCACCCACAAUAACCACCACAUCCUUACCUGAGAAAUCCAUAGCAGCAGUAACACAAAACUCAGAGAUCUCUUCACCUUGCAAGAACCGUCGAGGACAGGGAGACUCAACCCAGCCACCUAUACCAACUCAGGCCACCAGCUCUCCAUCACGGCAACGAAGGCAACCUUUAGAAGCUGGCGAGGCACAGUCUCGCCCACAGAUCUCUUCCCCAACGCGUAGCCGGAGACAUCAAACUGAAUCCAAUGCUGAGGGACCUGCAGAAACUCAGCAGGCUAUUCCAACAUCAGCAGAGUCAGAAACUAAUCAAAGUUCAGGUGGUCUCCAGACAUCACUUGCUGAAAAUACUGAGGCCAACUCACGGCGAAGAGGAGCCUCCAGUAUUCAGUUGGACACCAGUGUGGAAUCACUGCCAUCAGUUACUUCACUGCAUUCUCCCACCUCUGAAUCCUUCCAUAGUGCAGAGGAUGACCCGUCCUCCCCAAGGAAAGAAAAAAGGCACAGAGAUGGAAGCAAAAAAAAGAAAAAAGACAAGGACAAAGAACUAGAUGGAGUUAAGAAAAGAAAGAAACAUCAUCAUCGGGAUAAACAUGGCAUGGGAGAAAUGGCAUCAGAAAUCCUCACACCAUUCAGAAUAAAGAUCAAACCACUACCACCACGACCCAUGGAUGAGAUGGGCCUAGGAGCAUGUGCAGUACCUCCAGCCCCAACUACAAGCCAGACCUCAAUUGGUUCAGUCUCCUCAUCCAACACUACCACCACAACUGCUGCAGUUACCACUUCAUCCUCUAUUGUCUCAUCCACUACUAGUACUUCCAGUACCACUGCUGUUGCUACCUCCAGCACUACUUCAACCUCAAGUUCCACCAUGGUUACCCAUUCUAAUUACCAAACCAGGACCCCUCCUGCUGGUUAUCCACCUCUCCCUCCAGGCUACACCUUGACUCAGCCAAUGGCUCCACCAUCCUCUACUCCCUCCUCCACCAACACCAGCAGUAGUACUGCCACUAGCACCCACUACUCAACCACCACCUCAAGUCAGGCCUCUACGAGUCAUGCCAACACAUUCAGCACAAGUGGAGGCUCCAGUAAUCGCAGGAGAUCAGAUCCCAGUGACCCUCAACAAUUCAGCAAAUGUGAUGUAUGUGGUGAGACUGGGGGAGUCACCAAUACAGUCUCGUGUGAUGAAUGCAACAAGGCCUAUCACUUUAAUUGCUUGGAGCCUCCUCUCAAGAAAUCCCCCAAGCGCCGUGGAUAUUCAUGGUUCUGUGAAGACUGCGAUAGUGCGACUUAGAGACCUGAGUGUAUUCCUGUCCUGUGGACACAAGCAAAUUUCUAAUGGUUGUGGGAUCCUUCUGCUCUUUCUUCAUUACAUUUCUGCAGUAUUUCAUAUGCAGGUGUAAUCUGUACAAAUAUGUUGAUAAUUUUAUGCUGCAAUAUUAUGCUAUUUAUAAGAUCUUGUUUCUUCUCUGGGAGUUCCAUAGUAUUAUAUAAUAUUUCUCAUAUAAUUUAUUUUUUUAGCUUUUAUAAAUAUUUGUGUUUAACUAUAUACAAUUUUACCACAUGAUAUUAGUUGCAAACUUAGGGUCACAGUUUUAGAUGGUAUUUUGAGAUCAUAAAAAAAGAUAAAGAUCUUUAUUUUUGAUCAACAAUGUAGAUGUACAUUUUUGAUCAACAAUGUAGAUGUACAAAUUCAAAUAACUGAUAUGAAUAAUACAACCACAGAGCUUCUUUGAAGAUUAGAAUAUAAUUCAAUCAUUAUUUCAUGGCUGUAAAAAUAGACAUGGCAUCAUGUAAUACAAAUGCCUGCCUCUUCUCCCUUCAUGUCCUAUUCCAUUAAGCUUUUUUUUGGUUGCUAAUUUUAAGGGUCACAAGAUGCAGAUGUCAGCUACUAUAAAAUUUAAAAAUUUGGUAUAAAUGAACAAUUAAAUCAAAGUUUUGUAUGAUGAGAAACUUAGCACUAAAUCCAAGCUAUUGUGAUUCAUUAGUGUUUUAUCAGGAAGACUGGGAAAACUUGUAAAAUAUGAUGCCUAAUUUCAAAUUAUUAAUAC
This is a messenger RNA of Portunus trituberculatus (swimming crab), 4566 nucleotides long. RefSeq lists its product as uncharacterized. The record is from RefSeq and is a predicted model, not a curated record. The transcript has 17 exons. Lineage: Eukaryota; Metazoa; Arthropoda; Malacostraca; Decapoda; Portunidae. Gene Ontology annotation, biological process: regulation of transcription by RNA polymerase II. Bases 48 to 3809 code for a protein of 1253 amino acids.